UUGGGCUUACUACGUAUCAGGUGUUGCGGGUGGAAAGUGAUCUGUUCUAACUGGAAAUUCAGUACGUUCCUCAAAGCUGUUGGUGGUUUAUUUUUCUCGUUGACUACUUCAGUCGUUACGACCAUGAAAUUCUUGGGAUAUAUUUGUGUAGUCUCUUUGAUUUUUGGAGUCUGCAGUGCUGGUGAUAUAUUUGAAAGUGUGCAUAAAUGUAAAUUUGGGCCCGAGUUCGAUGGAUGUAUACGCAAUGGUUUGAAUACUGUCUUACCGAUGCUUCAAAAUGGGUAUAAAGAAUAUGGAAUAGAUCCCUUGGACCCGCUUAGCAUUCCAUACGUGAAAUUUGCUCAGAAGUCAACCGGAGCUAUUCAAGUAAAACAGGAAUUUUUUGACACUCUCGUGUAUAACUUCGCAAAUCAAACGAAAUUCACCAAACUCCGGGUGGAUCUUGACAAAAAUAUGAUCGAAAUGGAACUUUUCAAUCCUUUGCUUGCACUCAAAGGAACCUACAAAACCGAAGGAAAAAUUCUUGUUCUACAAGUGAAUGGUGGUGGCAAAUACUUUCUAAACUUCCAUGACAUAACUAUUCGAUACACUUUAAAGUUCAAAACUGUCAAACGCAAUGGAAAGAACAUUUGGCAGUUUUACGAAAGCGAAGGGUUCUACAAUCCAAAGAAGUUAACUACGUAUGCAGAAGAUUUGGUCAAAGGUCAGAAGGAAAUAACAGAUCAAAUGAAUGCCGUAUUCAACGAAAACUGGAAGGAAUUGUGGCAGGAUUUUGAACCUAUCUUCUCACGAAGUGUCGGUAAAGUUGUAUUGAAUUAUCUUAAUAAAAUAUUUGCCCAUAUUCCUAUUGAUGAAACAUUCAAACCGUAGAGUAUAGGACAUGAUUUUUAAUAAGUUUUUAAUGGUGAAUAAAAUAAGCUAAUAAAUUUGUAA
Molecule: messenger RNA, 933 nt
Organism: Hermetia illucens (black soldier fly)
Lineage: Eukaryota; Metazoa; Arthropoda; Insecta; Diptera; Stratiomyidae
Gene: Jhbp5
Product: circadian clock-controlled protein daywake
Exons: 4
Coding region: 124-870 (248 amino acids)
Source: RefSeq, a predicted model, not a curated record